ACAGAUGAAGUGGGGUGUCAUAAUUUUCUAACAAUUUUAAAUUUCACUGUUAUCGAUUGCAACUCGUUUAAUGUGUAUGUGUAGGAAUAUUAAGCCCAUAAAUUGAAUAAAAAUGUUAAAUUCAUUUUUUAGAGGCCUAUUGGGCACUGAAGAGUCCCCGACAAAGGUAAUAGAAGUGCGUUCAGACAAUUAUGUUUCAAGACCGAUACACUACAGAGAAGAUUCUAUGUUAUUAUACGGCCCUAAAAUCCAGGAUGGGAAGAAUAAUUCGAAGGACAAGUUUUUUGAAAUUAUUCUAUACAAGCCAUUCACAGAGAGCACACAUCAGAUGUACAGUUUGUUUCGGUCGGAAAGCCAAGAAAGUGCAGAGGAGAAGUUUAUUGUGUACAAAGAGAGAAUACCAGUUUACAUCAAAAUAACUAAAGAAUGCACAAUAGCAAGUCUCCAAAAACUAUGCGACACACUAUCCGAGCACCAGUCAUGGUCCAUAGCUCACUUAGCCGCCCACUUUGGACUCUACGAGCUGUUUAAUGACCCCGAGGUCCAGGGGCAUCUGAAUGAGGUGGACCCGGCCACUGGAGCUACACCGUUGAUGGUGGCGGUAAAGUCGUGCAACGUCCGCAUGGUCCAAAGCCUGGUCUCCCUACAAUGUUCCCUGGACACUGUCGAUCUAGAUGGCAACACAGUGUUCCAUUACGCUGCGGCCAGCAACAAGGAGAUCAUCAAUGCGCUUGCCAGCAAAUCAGCGUCGUCCCUCAACGUGUACAACAAGCAAGGAUACACGCCACUACACAUGGGCUGCCUCGCCAACGCGCCCGACUGCGUGCGGGCGUUGCUAUUGGCCGGGGCCGAUGUCAAUCUGCCGGCUAAGCGGCAGUCGACUGCUAAUACCACCACCGCAAUACCGAUACCGGGUAUCGUCGGCGACGUACUACAAGACAACCUUCCCAAACUAUACCAGCAAGACAUGAAGUACGGCGGCACGCCUCUGCACUGGUCCGUCUCUCGCGAAGUCAUCGAAGCCUUGGUGGACAAGAACUGUGACAUCAACGCGUUGAACUUUGACGGUCGGACCGCGUUACAUAUCAUGGUUUUAAGGGGGAGAUUGGAGUGCGCUAUAGCGCUGUUGUCUAGAGGCGCGGAACACUCCAUAACAGAUAACGAAGGAAACACCCCCCUACACUUAGCAGUGAAACAGACGAACAUAUCUUUAGUCGAAGCACUGAUAGUGUUCGGUGCUGACUUAGAAGCGCUAAAUAAUUCUGGCUACACCGCCCGACAUAUGGUGCCUUGUGAGAUGUCCAGUAGUAACUAUGACAAGAUAUUGUAUGUGCUACACGCUGUAGGAGCUCAGAGAUGUCCAGCAGAAGUUGCCGGGUGCGGGCCGGGCUGCGCGGCCCGCGGGGACUACAACGGCGUCCCCCCGCCCAGCGUGCCGCGGCCCGCCUCGCGUGACGUCAUCAGCCACAUGCUCAGCGUCGCCGCCAUGGAGCGCGCCGCCAGCCUGCCCACUAGCGGCAAGCAGGGACGCCUCCUCUGCCUCGACGGCGGCGGUAUCCGCGGUCUAGUCCUAGUCCAGAUCCUGAUCAACCUAGAGGCCGCUAUCGGCCGCCCCAUCAUACACUGCUUCGACUGGGUAGCUGGCACCAGCACUGGAGGGAUCCUCGCUUUAGCUCUGGCCAGUGGAAAGACGCUGAGAGACUGUCAAAGACUGUAUUUCCGUAUGAAGGAAUACGCUUUCGUCGGUAUGAGGCCAUACCCUUCAGAAGCUUUAGAGACCAUCUUAAAGGAUAAUUUAGGUACGGAAACCGUGAUGGCCGACCUGACUCAUCCGAAGCUGAUGAUCCUCGCGUUGUUGGCAGACAGGAAACCGGUGGACUUGCAUAUAUUCAGGAACUACCAGUCAGCGCAGGAAAUCCUGGACGCGCAUAAUAAGAUUAGUCCGCGUGUGAGCGAGGCGGGCGACGCGAUAGGGCUGGCGCCGCCGCCGCCGCCGAGCCAGCAGCUGGUGUGGCAGGCGGCGCGCGCCACCGGCGCUGCGCCCUCAUACUUCACCGCCUCGGGCAGAUAUCUCGACGGUGGUUUAAUGGGGAACAAUCCCACGUUAGACGCUUUGUCAGAGCUCGCAGAAAUGCGACUAGCGCUGCGAGCCACCGGGCAAAUAGAGGAAGCUCGCAAAACUGACUUGAAAGUUGUGGUUUCGUGUGGAACAGGUAGAAACCCGCUGACCAAGAUCAAAGACUUCGACGUUUUCAAGCCGGAGAGCGUGUGGGGCGUGGCCAAGCUGGCCUGGGGACUAUCCGCCAUUGGCAAUCUUCUGGUUGAUCAGGCAACACAAUCCGACGGUCGCGUAGUCGAACGCGCCCGCGCCUGGUGUUCCACACUCGGCGUCCCCUACUACCGUUUCUCGCCGCCCAUGUCCAAGGACGUCGCUAUGGACGAGCGGUCGGACGAGCUGCUAGUGCGCAUGUUGUGGGAGACGCACGCGUACAUGCGCGAGCACCGCGACCGCGUCGCCGAGCUGGCCGCGCUGCUCGCCGAGCCCGACUACCGAGAGAAACAAGCGGCAAAAUAAUGUUAGUCUGCAAUCGUGUAAGUACCAUAAAUACUUAACAGGUGAAUUAUAACUAGCUGGCGGAAUAGAUUAACUUAAAUAUUAUAGAUUAUUUAUGUAUAUAGGAAAGUUAUACAUACAAUACGUUUAGUGAAAUGUAUUUUAUUGCUAUAUCAAUGAUAUAUGAUACAUAUUUUAGCUAUGUUGUAUGUUCAGCCAACAAAUACGGUUUAACGCACUGACAAAAAUUACGUGUUUUUUGGUUUAAGUUAGUAUGACUCACAACAGUUUAAAUUCAAUGUUGUAUGUUUGUAUAAAGGCUGAUUUAGACGGCGCGUGAACUCGCAUGCGAUUUUAGUUCCAUCGCAGACUGGUGGUUACGUCCAAUUCAACCGACCGAUCAAAACCCGCAAUGUAAUGAAACUCGCAUGCGAGUUCUCGCAUCGUCUAAAUGGGCCCUUAGUUACAGGUAGCUUUCGCAUAACAUUUUGUUUAGUGUAUUCGUUCGGGUAUUUAAUAGUAGGUAGCAGAUCUCUGUUGUGCUGUGUUAAAUGUAACAUUUUAAUUUUCAAAUUUUUGCAUGUGACAUGAACUGCAUAAAACAUCUAAUAAAUACAGAAAGUUGAAAUCCUUUGUAGUUCAAGUAUUUGCAGGUUAAGUUAAAGCUUUUCAAAGCUUCCUAUUUUUGGCGUUAAGUAUUUAUUCAACUAUAUUGAUUCUCCGUUAAUUUUCGUUUUAGUUUCAUAGCUCGUACGUAAACGUACAAAUCUGUUAAUUUAAUUUAUUAUUUUAUGACUUGUUGUUUAGUAGAUAAUACACAGUUAUGAUAUUUUAUUUAUUUUAUACAGGAUGUUUGUGCUACAUCGUUUGCCAAAUUAAAACGGCAGAGAGGUUAAGUUAUUUGCUAUCUUCCCAGGCCUAGAAAUUUUUGAUUUUGCGCACUUUUUUUUUUCAGUUCUAUGCCAGUUUUUCGUAAAUUUCAAAUUUUUACUUGCGCAGUAGUAAAAAAAACAUAGCCAUUUUUUUUCUAGGCAUGAGCAGAUAGCAAAUGACUCAACCUAUCUGCCGUUUUAAUUUGGCAAACGAUGUACCAAACACCUUGUAUAUAAUGGGUAGUUAUUAAACUAGUAUAGGAAUAACUUUAGUUUAGCAUUUUUCACGAAUUAUACCAGAAUAUUAUGAAAAACAGUGUAAAGUAUAUUCUUACUUCUUACCGACCAAUGAAAUAUUUAUUACACACGUAUUCUAAAUAAAAUAUAUGAAAUAUCGAAGAUGAAGGAGGAUAUUAUAACUAUUGACUUGACACAAUGUAAUAACUUAUGAAACUCAUCUUUAUCUACACCAUGUUUUUGUUUAAUUUCCGUUAAUUUUAAGGGUGCAUUCCUGAGCUUAAAUCAAGUAACUUUGUCAAAGACACCGAUAUUCUAAUUAACUCCAUUUAGAAGAUAAUCAUUAUUUAAUUUUUUUCCUAUAAGGCUUCUACAAGCGUGUACACUUGCCUUAGGGCCGGUUUACAUAUUGAUUAGUGUUUAGAAUGAGUUCAUACAUUUGCUACUAAACUUAAGUACAAUCUCGGUCGAUCGAUGUUCGAAAUGACAUUGAUGUGUCACAGAUUUCAAUUGUUUGGUUGAGUUAAAUGUAAUGCCCGUCUUACAACAACGCUACAUGCUACAUUUAAUUACUUUUUAAACUGUUUUUUUUUGAAAAUUAACUAUGCCAUUUAGUUCUCUUAAACGUACUUAACCAUACCCCCAAGUUAACGGAAUUCAAUAAAAACACGGUGUAUUUGACAAUAAAGCCGGAUCUAGACGGGUGUAACGUGUAAUGUAACAUUACGUGUAAUAUAGCGUCAACGUGUGGACGCGCGCUAAGAACCGACCGGCGAUGAAUCCGGCACGAGCGUUAAAUGUUCGUAGUGCCGUCCACACCAGGCGUGUCUCACUCCGCGAUUUCGUCGCUUUGCUACAGGUAGCUAAAAGUACAACCGUUCGCACCCCAAUUUUGGAGAAAGCCAUAAGCCGCGCGUGGCGCUGUCGCCACGUAGCGGCCAUAUCUGUGCUGAUCGUAACAGACGCGUUUUGUUAGGGAGUGAGUCUUCUGUACCUAGUACUAUAAUUUAUUCUGUGUCCACACGCAGAAUUCGUAUUACAUUACACGAUGGAUUACAUUACAUUUUACAGCCGUUUGGACCCGGCUUAAGAAUAAAGCAAUUGUAGCUCUUGUAUAUGUACUAAGUUUGUACGUAUGGCUAGCACAAAUAUGAUUUGUCUAUGUGCAUUUUGUGUAUACAGCCUUAUUGUAUCAAAUUAAUAAAUGAAGAAAUAUAUGUAUGUAAACAAAUUAGUUUAAAGUAUUGAUUUCCCAUCAACAACUACUUUGUUAGACAAUUCACUAUGUAACUAAUAAUCAUACUAAUCACAGGCAAUAGAUUUUAUACUUCAUAUUCUUAGGUUGAAAAUACAAAUUGUAAUCACAUACUAACGUAUAAAUAUUUUUGGCACAAAUGUACCGUUAUUUGCUAUAAAGUAUACAGAUAUUACAUAUGUAUAAUAUCGGACAAUAGUUAACUGCAAGUAUAUUAUUUAUAAGUAAUAUAUAAGUACGUUGAAAUAUUUUACAGUUUGUUCGUUUCUCCUAGAUGCGAAUUUUUUAAAUUGAUUAAUUCAUUUAGAGAAAUUAUAAUGUCUCUUGAUUGACUUAUAUCCAUGACACUAAACGCCACUUGCACCAUUCCACUAACCCGGGGUUAACCGGUUCAACUUGGAGUUACCAUGGUUACCAGUACAAUUUGCCACUGGGUUAACGGGUUAACCACUUAAUUCCGGGUAAGUGGGAUGGUGCAAGUGGACCUAAGUUAGUUAAAUAACGAUUCAAAUAAGUUAAUUUGAAAAAUCGAUGUUUAUUACUGUCGAACAGACACGCUUGUAAUUUUUUUAGGUACAUACCUAUUAUAUGGACUUAUUACUGUAUAUAAGCUCGAGUAAGCACUGAACAUGCUUGUUUAACACUGAUUUAAACUUUCACGAUUAUUUAACAUUAUGAAACUACACAACGGGACUUAAUCGCGUAUUUAAGUUUUAAGAUUUACCUCCGACGUUUCGAGGACGGCGUUGUCCCCGUGGUCUCGGAGAAGGCUGGCUUAAGUUGACAUCAACAUCUUCUAGCCGCGCGAGUUUUUCGAACUACUAUCUUAAAACUUAAAAUACGCGAUUAAGUCCCGUUGUGUAGUUUCAUAAUGCUUGUUUAGUUUAAAUUUAUUUAUUUUUAUUUAUUACCAAAUAAUAUCGAAAUUAAUUUGUAGUCAUAAGAUUAAAAAUAUUUCAAGGAGCAAAUGUGAUAAACCUAGUUAAUUUUAUACUGUUCCUCGGCUGAUAACAAUAAAAA
Cydia fagiglandana is the source of this 5938-nucleotide messenger RNA. RefSeq names its product 85/88 kDa calcium-independent phospholipase A2-like. The record is from RefSeq and is a predicted model, not a curated record. Lineage: Eukaryota; Metazoa; Arthropoda; Insecta; Lepidoptera; Tortricidae. Gene Ontology annotation, molecular function: protein binding. Bases 113 to 2575 code for a protein of 820 amino acids. Gene Ontology annotation, cellular component: mitochondrion. Gene Ontology annotation, biological process: lipid metabolic process; positive regulation of ceramide biosynthetic process. The transcript has 16 exons.